Messenger RNA from Scaptodrosophila lebanonensis, 2424 nucleotides. It is a transcript of the gene Gdi, whose product is annotated as rab GDP dissociation inhibitor alpha. Gene Ontology annotation, cellular component: cytoplasm. Bases 306 to 1637 code for a protein of 443 amino acids. The record is from RefSeq and is a predicted model, not a curated record. Gene Ontology annotation, biological process: protein transport; small GTPase-mediated signal transduction; vesicle-mediated transport. Gene Ontology annotation, molecular function: Rab GDP-dissociation inhibitor activity. The transcript is spliced from 3 exons. NCBI's taxonomy places the organism in Eukaryota, Metazoa, Arthropoda, Insecta, Diptera, Drosophilidae.
UGACAUAUCGCCUCCCUGGCCUGUGUAGCUAAGCAUCCCUGGUCAAUGUAGUUAUGCAUCCCUGGGCGUAGUUACGAAUGCCCCUGCGCGAAUGAGAAGACAAAGCAGGAAUACGAUAAUGACAAAGUCAAAGGCAAAGCCAGAGUGAAAAUUAGCGCAAAGUGCGAAGAAUAGGUAGAAUUUUCUAUUGGUUUCGGUGUGUUGGCAAAAUUACGCCAAUUAUUAAGCAUACGCGCAAUUGCAUUCGUGAAAUAUUUAUAAUACAACAAAUAAAAUAGUGAAGCUGCUUAUUAAUCAAAUUUAAAAUGAAUGAAGAAUACGACGCAAUUGUGCUGGGCACCGGCCUGAAGGAGUGCAUAUUGAGUGGUAUGCUGUCUGUUUCAGGCAAGAAAGUUCUGCAUAUUGAUCGCAAUAAAUACUAUGGCGGUGAAUCGGCCUCCAUUACACCGCUGGAGGAGCUGUUCCAGCGCUAUGGACUCGAAGCACCAGGUGAAAGAUUCGGGCGUGGUCGCGAUUGGAAUGUGGACUUAAUUCCCAAGUUUUUGAUGGCUAAUGGACAGUUGGUGAAACUGCUGAUACACACGGGCGUCACCCGUUAUUUGGAGUUCAAGUCGAUUGAGGGCAGUUACGUCUAUAAGGGUGGAAAAAUUGCCAAAGUGCCGGUUGACCAAAAGGAAGCACUGGCAUCUGAUCUCAUGGGCAUGUUCGAGAAGAGACGCUUUCGUAACUUCCUUAUUUAUGUGCAGGACUUUAGAGAGGAUGAUCCCAAGACUUGGAAAGAUUUCGAUCCAACCAAAUCGAAUAUGCAAGGACUAUACGAUAAGUUCGGUCUGGACAAGAAUACGCAAGACUUUACAGGCCAUGCGCUGGCGCUAUUCCGAGACGAUGAGUACUUGAACGAGCCGGCUGUUAAUACAAUACGACGCAUCAAAUUGUAUUCUGAUUCACUGGCAAGAUAUGGAAAAUCGCCUUACCUGUAUCCGAUGUACGGCCUUGGCGAACUGCCACAAGGUUUUGCACGAUUGUCAGCUAUUUAUGGUGGCACAUAUAUGCUGGAUAAGCCCAUUGAUGAGAUUGUACUCGGCGAGGGCGGAAAAGUGGUAGGCGUGCGCUCCGGCGAUGAAAUCGCCAAAUGCAAGCAGGUCUAUUGCGACCCCAGCUAUGUGACCGAUAAGGUGCGCAAGCGCGGCAAGGUCAUUCGUUGCAUUUGUAUUUUGGAUCAUCCAAUAGCCAGCACUAAGGAUGCUCUCUCCACUCAAAUUAUCAUUCCACAGAAGCAAGUUGGUCGGAAAUCCGAUAUCUAUGUAUCCCUUGUCAGUUCUACUCAUCAAGUCGCCUCCAAGGGAUGGUUUGUUGGCAUGGUUUCGACAACUGUGGAAACUGAGAAUCCGGAAAUCGAAAUUAAGCCCGGAUUGGACUUGCUCGAGCCUAUUGCACAAAAGUUUGUCACCAUUUCCGAUUAUUUGGAACCCAUUGAUGAUGGAGCUGAUUCGCAAAUUUUUAUUUCCGAAUCUUAUGAUGCUACUACGCAUUUUGAGACCACAUGUCUGGAUGUUUUGAACAUUUUCAAGCGUGGCACAGGCGAGACUUUUGAUUUCUCAAAAAUCAAACACGAGCUAGGCGAUGAGGAGCAGUAAGCAACAACAGCAGUAAAAGUUACAAUGAGCAGAUUGAUCAUGGGGAUGUGUGUUAAACAUCAUUUAAUUAACAACAAUUACAAUUAAUGGCUUCUGUCAUCAUUACUGCAUGUUGUUGAUGCGACCGUGGCUAAAACCAAAAGCGUUAUAAAACCGAAUAACAGCAAACAAAAAAUUAAAUACGCGUAAAAAGCUCUUGAAAUUUGAUUAAGAUGUGAAAAAUGAUAGAAAACAUUUGCUUGCUCGAUAGAAAUUUAUACAAACAUAUUUGGAUAUGCUUAGAAAAUACACCUGUAUACAAAUAUACAACCUAAAAAGCACUAGUAAGUAUUAUUGUUUGUAUGUAUUAUGUGAAAACUUUGUGCAACGUAAUCAAAUCCACAUAAUAUUGCUUAAUUGCGGUUCAGACAGAUCACUAUAUUUGUUAAUCUUUUAAAGGUUUCAUAAGUUUCUCAAAAUACAAUUUUUUUAUGAAUACAUUUCCUUGCAAUUUGCUUAAUGUUUAAAGACGGCGGACAAGUUGUGAACGUGGCCUGUCUGAACGGCAAGAAAAGCACCUAGAAAUCUAUAAAGACAGCAUGUUAAGCGAAAAUUGAAAUCAUUGUAGCAGUCACCACACAAUCAACGUAACCCAAAUUAUAUGUUGUGUUUAGCCACGAAAACCUCUGCUCUAUGUGCUUGAACUUAAUUGUAUGCGAUAGAUAUACAUAUACAUACAUUUAUACUACACUCUGAUUAGUUUGCUUGAUUUUGGUUUGUGAUGAAAAAAAUAAAAGUAAAAAAAAUA